GGUUCAUCCAGGCUCAGGACGCACAGACGGAGUUCCGAUCAGCUCCAAGGAGACUGAAAGAAAGCACCUCCUCAGCUCCUUCACUUCUGCACCCCAACAGACACUGCAUGUGGAUUUUAUUUCGAAAGACUUUUGUCGAUUGAUUUUCGAGGAAUCUGAGUUUAGGAAUUUGUUUUUAAAGAAACAUUUGUGUUUGUUUGUUUGUUUGUUUGUUUGUUUGUUUGUUUGUUACCUUUGAAGAUGCAUCGGUGCACGGUGGUGCUGCUUUUGUUAGUGGUGGCCUUAUACGUCUUUAGCGCAGAAGCCUACAAGUGCAAGUGCACCAGAAAGGGACCAAAGAUCAGAUACAAGGAUGUGCAGAAGCUGGAGAUCAAACCCAAACACCCGUUCUGCCAGGAGAAGAUGAUAUUUGUGACGAUGGAGAACGUGGCUCGGUUCAAAGGGCAGGAGUACUGUCUUCAUCCCAAACUUCAGAGCACCAAGAAUCUGGUCAAGUGGUUCCGCAUCUGGAAGGACAAGCACAGGGUGUAUGAAGCCUAAACCCUCGGCCAUCCAGCACACAUGGAUCAAGUGAGACAAGAAAAGACGAUAGUACCACCACGACUGUUUUUGCGGAGUACAAGAUGUUAUCUACAAUCAAACUGUACUUCUUUCCUCUUCUGCCUGAGACCUGUCAAGCACAUUAAGAGAUAUCCUUAGUUCUUAUAUACAUAUGGUGUUGGGCUCGUUGUAGUCGGCCAUCACUGUAGUUACAGUCACUCACUACUCCAGUCUCUUCAACUGUAGUUAAACUUGUCCAAAAGUGGACGAGACUCCACCAUUUGUGUUCAGUUGUUACUUAAAGGGAUUUGAUUUUAGGUUUCUUACAAAGUUAAGAAUGUGUAAUUCUGAAGAAACAGGAAAACUUUCCUUAAGAAAACACAGUGGGGGUAUUUCAAAUGUUGCUUUUUUAAAUCCUCUGUAUUCAGUAUGACAGGUAGGACAUUUGUACAAAGCCAACAUUUAGGAUCUGGCGUUUAAGAGGUUUUAGUCAAAAUGUAGCCAUAACUUUUCUCAAUGUGAUUCUCUGUAUUCGCAGAGGAGCGGCAGUCAGUGUACAGUUACCUAUAAUACAGACGUUUCUAUUGUUCAGUCAGAUAGAGGUGAUCUACCCUCGGCGCCCAUUGUGUAAAAUAUUAUCUUACUAACCGGCAGGGUGUAGUUUCAGUAGAUGAAAAUACAAAUAUCAGAUGUGUGUGCCAUUUAUUUGUACAGUACAAUCUCUGGGUUGGAGUACACAUUUGUUUUUAAAACGUAUCAUAUCAUUAAUAAUUAUACUAAAAAAGCAAUUCUGACAAAUAAGCUAUAUCUGGCAGGGGAUACCCGGACACGACUGUGUAGGAUUGAUUCAUUUUGGGGUUUCUUUUGACAACAAGCACUAUACAGAAUAUGUUCAAAUUCAUCCUUCAAAAUAGGCUUUACAUUGUGUCAUUCUGGUAUGAAAAAAAGCAUUUGAAGGCGUCUGAAAUACUCCUCUAUAUACAUUUUAGUAAUUUUAUCUAUAGAAAAUCACAAAAUAUAGUACAACUGUCUCUUAAAAUCCUACAUUGCUGUUCAUACUCUUUUACAUCUUAUUUCUUUUAUUAGAUCUGAACAAUCGAAACAUGUUAUUAUUCUGUAAACUGUUGAUACACUUGGUUAUUAUAUAGACUGCUGGGUGUUGAUUUGUUGCCAUGGAACUGAAUUCACACACGAAUAUAUAUCUGCAUAUAUACAGAAACAACACAUUUUAUUUACAUUUUAAAGAAUGUGCAUUUCUCUUGUUUUAUAUCUGAUGUGAACAAUAUAUAAAGAAGCAUUUUGUAAAUGGACCAGUAUAGCCAUAUGUUAGUGAGAAGGAUUUCUCCUUAAGACUUUAUAGUGUCAUGUAUAUUGUAUUACUGCAUUAUUAGUUAUGUUUUUGCUAUUUAAAACUUGGUUUGGUAACAGAAAUUGGGAGGGGGAGUGUUUGGUCUGACCCAAGGGAAAAUAUUGAGUGUAAAAACAAUAAACAGAGCAAUAAAGUGUCUAUAGAACAGCU
This is a messenger RNA of Gymnodraco acuticeps, 2059 nucleotides long. It is a transcript of the gene cxcl14, whose product is annotated as chemokine (C-X-C motif) ligand 14. The transcript has 4 exons. Bases 241 to 540 code for a protein of 99 amino acids. Gene Ontology annotation, molecular function: chemokine activity. The record is from RefSeq and is a predicted model, not a curated record. Gene Ontology annotation, cellular component: extracellular region. Gene Ontology annotation, biological process: antimicrobial humoral immune response mediated by antimicrobial peptide; cell chemotaxis. NCBI's taxonomy places the organism in Eukaryota, Metazoa, Chordata, Actinopteri, Perciformes, Bathydraconidae.